Bacidia gigantensis is the source of this 831-nucleotide messenger RNA. RefSeq lists its product as uncharacterized. NCBI's taxonomy places the organism in Eukaryota, Fungi, Ascomycota, Lecanoromycetes, Lecanorales, Ramalinaceae. The record is from RefSeq and is a predicted model, not a curated record. The coding region runs from base 1 to 831 and encodes 276 amino acids. The transcript has a single exon.
AUGGUGAUCGGCCUUCUCACGCUCGCUGCGAUACCUACCACUAUUGGUGUAGCUGAAGGUGUCUCUCGCCGUGAUGAAGCCAACAAAGAUGCAAAGGACAGGAUCGAGCAACAAAUGCGCAAGUUCAAUAUAGAGUGUUACUGCGAUAGUCCACAAGGCAAAGCAAAAGCAAUCAAUGGAGGCACGGUAGUCCUCAGGAACGACAAAUUGUACAUUGACCAACCGAGCAAGCCGAGGACGUCGCAUCCGUUCGAGGGAAUGUACAUCGAGUACGCGGACAACGAUCGCCCCAAGCCUUUACCUUUGGGAAUGGUAUCCAUGGUCUACAGUGACCCGCCCACAUUGAAUUGGAUUUAUGUGGACAAGAAUACACGAGAAGUCAAAUAUGGCAAUAAGACUGCGAGUAAAGAGCACAUCGUAGGCCCGUGGAGUUGGGAGGCUGGAGAAGAAGGUGGGCCGGGUGGCGUUGCAUUAGAUGGCGAAGAGGGUGCUGUAGCUAUCGAGACAUCUGAAGGCUGGGAGAUACGUUGGGAAGAUACAAACGGUAAUAUUGGUGUCAAGACAAAGGCCAGGGUCACCAUCAGCCUGGAACGAAAGAUGCUCGAGCCUACAGAAGCGGACAAGCCAACAGUGACGGAGCCGAAACAUGCAAUCAAGACAGACUCAAAAACGGAGCUCACAAACACAAGAUUUGAGGACAAGACUCGCACGACAGACGGUCAAAAGGCCACCAUGGUCAAAGUUACAGGUGGUAAUCCCAGUCAGAAGAAAAGGGAGCCGAAGUUGGAGAUUGCAUCCUCUUCAGUCAUCAAGCCAAUGAGGGAGAAAUAA